Molecule: messenger RNA, 2202 nt
Organism: Necator americanus (New World hookworm)
Lineage: Eukaryota; Metazoa; Nematoda; Chromadorea; Rhabditida; Ancylostomatidae
Exons: 20
Coding region: 1-2202 (733 amino acids)
Biological process (GO): regulation of translation
Cellular component (GO): nucleolus
Molecular function (GO): mRNA binding
Source: RefSeq, a predicted model, not a curated record
AUGGCCAUAAUGGGUACACAAAAAGAAAAGAAGAAAAAAUUCAAAGGUAAAAAGAAGGUAAAAAAUCUGUUGGAAAAGAAAGCGAAAGGACUGAAGCUGAAUCAGGUUGACAGAAGACGUCUCGGGAAGAUGGAGGAGAAGAUGAAGUUCAAAUCCCAACUUCGUGAUAACGUAAAAGCUGAGAUGAGAAAGCUGCAAGACAUGGAACAAAACGAUACGGAAGAAACUAUAUCAAUCAAUCCAGCACCUAGCCAGCCCAAAGAAACAGCGGCCAACAAGAGGGUGUCAUUCAGUGGAAACAUGGAACGAGUGAAGGUUUUCGAUAAGAAUGUUAAAGAUUUGGUCAUUAAACCAUCAUCUGCUUCACCUGGGAAGGGUAUCUUACGAGCAAAAAAUUUAAAAGUUCAACAUAAGAAAAAGUUGCAGAAGGGGACUGAAGGAACCCCACCCAAGAAAGCAAAAACUGAUGAAAAAAUGGAAGUAGAAAAUAUAGAGGAGGACAGCCAGGAGAAUCCCACUGUAGCUAAGAAGAAGAUCAAGAUCCAGGUGACAAGAAAAGUUAAAGAGCAGUUGAUGAACAUGGAUAGAAAACAGAGGAAAGCGUUCCUCAAGCAGCUCAAGGCUCAAAAGAACCCGCAUUCGGAUCGUGCCAUAGAAUGCAAGUUAUUGUGGGAGAAAAUCAGGAGCAAGAAAACCACGAGUCAAGAAAGAGAUGAAUGUGUUUCUAAACUCUUCGGCUUAGUGAAGGGCUACGCUGCUAAGCUUAUUUAUCCACACGAUACUUGUCGAGUGUUUGAAUGUUUGUUGGCUCUCAAGAGACCCGGGAUCACAUCGGCAAUUUUUGACGAGCUUACACCGGAAAUUGUACGAAUGACUAAGAGCAAAUAUGCUCACUUCUUCGUAUUGCGCAUGCUUAAAUACGGGACCAAAGACCAACGAAAUACUAUUAUUAGAGCCUUUCGAGGACACGCAGUUUCUCUCAUGCGAAUAGUCUUCGCCGCAGAGGUCCUUGAAUGCGCUUACAAUGACUAUGCAAAUGCCCAACAAAGGUUCGAUAUUGUGUCGGAAUUUUACGGGAAAGAGUUCGUAAUUUUCCAGUCUGAUAAGCCUCGAACGCUUGAUGAGAUUGUAGCUGAGGAACCAUCUAAGAAGAAACUCAUUAUUCAGCAUCUUGAGGAGCAAAUUUUUACAUUGGUUGAUAAGACAACAGUACGACUUUCUCUAUGCCAUCGACUACUGAAGGACUUUAUUUGCCAUUGUGAUUCAGACCAACGCACGAAUUUGAUAGACUCCCUUAAGGAUAGGAUUCCAGAGCUUGUUCACACUCCAGAUGGUGCUUAUGUUGCCAUGAAAUGUAUUUGGAAUGCUAAUACCAAGGAUAGAAAGCUUAUUGUCAAGAACUUCAAAGAUCUUGCUGUCAAAGUGGCAAUGGAACACUACGGACAUCGAGUUCUUAUGGCCGUUUUUGACAGUGUUGAUGAUACUGUUCUCGUAAAUAAGUAUAUAACAACUGAACUUAGCAAUGAGAUGAAUAAAUUGAUAUUGGACAGCUGGGGAGAGAAGGUGAUCCAUUACAUCGUCCAUCCACGUGACGGGCGUGGAAUGCCUAAGGAAGAAAUUGAUCAGCUUAAAGAAGGGGACUCAAACCAGUUCAGUAAGAAGGAAAAGAAGGAUCGUUAUUCCGAAAUUUACCGACACAUCUGUGAAGGACUUUAUACCUAUCUUGCUGCGAACAUGGAGUCGCUCAUUUUUGAUCACAACAGGUCCAAAUUCAUCGCUGCGUCCUUAGAAACAACUAGUGCUUACGAUCUAUUCGACCGACAAGUUCCACCUGAAAUGCGGAAACAGUGCAACGAAGCCAUUGCCAAGAUAGCCAAGCAGGAAUUUAUUCCAAUGGAUAGCCAGCGUCUUCACCUAAUUGAACACCCAGCUGGAAACUUCUUGUUGAUGGCUGUGCUUCGGUGUGAUCAGUCUCUGCCUGAAGAACAACAGCUGUCGGUACAAAUUGUCAACUCACUUACGAAGGAGGAGCUAGGUUCAUGGAUAUGUUGUAAUAAGGGAUGUCAUGUAUUGUUGAAGAUGCUUCAAUGUGGAUCAAAUAUUGUUAGGGAAAAAAUAAAGGAUGCCGUGAACAUGAAACAACUAAAAGAGUACACUUUCCGAGGCGCCACACUACUUGUCCAAGAACUCGCCAAGAAAUAG